AUCAAAGCUCAUAAAGGGGAAUACUUCAUCGUGGACUUCAAAAAUAACACUGCAGUAAUUGAUCAUGCAGUACACUAUAAUUAGUUAUCUGUUCAUACAAAUAUUAAUAAGAUUAUGAUAUUGCCUGUUCCAUAUGGAAUCUGAUACAUAAGAUUAAAAUAACAUGAACAUGGUGGAAUUUUAAAAGAAAAAAAUAAUCAUGACUACACGAAGAAGUAGAAUUAAAGGGAUCGCAAAUAUUCCUCAGAGACGUAAACCAGAAAAUGAAAAAAUUGAAGAAAAAAAGGAUCAAUUAGGUGUUGAAGCUAAAUUGGAAUCUAAAUGUGAGGUAAAUGAUAGCAACUUAACUAUUAUAAACGAUGAUACGACGAAAAGUCUUUCAGAAGAUAAAGGAUUGCCCAAUCUUUCAGAAGAACAUACCGACUCUAAUGAAGUUUUAAUUGGUGUCUCAGACCAUGUGGAAACUUUUGAGAAAAAAACUAUUACAGAGGAAAUUCCAUCAGUAAAAGUACCUCCAACAAGCAGUAAACCACCUAUUACAUUUAAAAGAAAAUUAUUAAAAGGUUCUGUGUCUCUAAGUGCAAUUCAUAAGAGGAAAAAAACUGAAGAAGUAAGAUCAGUUGCCGAAAAAAGACAAGAAAUUGAUACUGAGGAGAAUUUGAGCAAAUCAAAUGAAAAUUAUGUAAAGUCGGAAACUCCAAAAUUAUCUACUACCGAAAAUAAAAAAAAGCCUGAUGACACAACCCCGAGAAUUACAAUUUCGACAUCAGAAAGUAUUGUAACCACUGGAACAAAAAAAACAGAAAAUGUUUUCCAAAAACCUGCAUCAGUAAUUAAUAAUACUUCACUUUCUGAUACUGAAUAUCCUUUACCUCCACCCAGUCCUAAUAAAGCCAAUAGAACUAGGAUAAAACCUAUACCGAGACUAGCACACAGAAAAACUAGUUUUAGUGCUAGUGAAUCUGAAGAUGAGAGCAGAAAAAUUAAUAGAAACAGGAAUGAUUCUGUUUGUUCAACAACAUCUGCAAUCACAGAAUCAAUCACGGAAUGCUUUUCGCCUCAACGCCCUAAAGAAGUAAUAGCAAUUUCUCAGCCGAAAAAAAGUACAGUUCGCUCAGAUCAAACAAGAAAAAUAGCGGAAGCCCGAAGAGAGUUUGUUAGAAGAUUUGGAUUUAACAAACCGGAAAGAAAUAGACUCACUAUGAUGGAUCUUAUUUUCUAUAAUCCAGAUACAAAUCCAAUGGUAAAUGAAGAUAAUACUAAAGAAAACAACACUGAAAUCGAAGUAGAUAAUACCAUAAAUGAAGAGGAAAAUGUAGAUGAUCCUAGUAAUAAAAAUGACACAAAAAGUGAUGAAGAAAACGAAAUGCCAGUACCACAAAUAAAGAUCGGUCCAUCUGGAGAGAUUAUCCUUGAUGAACAAAGUCUUGUGAUUGAAAGAAAAGAAGUACAAAGAAAAAGAGAGGAAAUGGAAAAAUCUAAAGUCUUAGAUGUAGACAAGAUAAAAACUGGUUAUGGAAUAUACAAAAAACACAAACGAACAAAAUUUUGGACUGCUAGCGAAACAGUUUAUUUUUACAAAGCUCUAAAUACCAUUGGAACAGAUUUUACUCUAAUGUGCGAACUUUUUCCAAACCGAACUAGACGGGAACUGAAAAUAAAAUUCAAGAAAGAAGAAAAAGUAAAUAGGAAUUUGAUUGACAAAGCCUUAACACAACCAUGCGAUUUUGAUUUUGAAGAUUUGAAAAAUGAAAUUGAACUAGAAGAAAGAGAAUUGGAAGCGAUUAAAAAACAUCAAGAGGAGCUGAAGAAAUUGAAGGAAGAAGUGGCUAAAGAAAAUCAGAAAUUACUCACAGAGAAAAAUCAAAAAAGAAAAGCUGCCGAAUUGAACAACCCGAAAACUUAUGUUCCAAAACCAAAACCAAUUUCUGAGAUAGAUAUCCCAAAAUUAGUGGAAACGAAAACAAAAGAAAAGGUACCGUUGAAACAAAAAACGAAAAAAGAAAAACCAAACAAAGACAAUUCUUCGAGACCUAAACUCCCUAAAAGAUCUAAAAAGCAGAAGCUAUCAAUAAAAACUUACAUGUCAGAUAGUGAUGCAGAUGAAUCGGACAUGGCGACUCAAAGUGAAUCAGAAGAAGAUGUAGUAUUAUCAAAUAAACCAACUAGAUCCGGGAGAGUACCGAAAGCAACCCAAAGGUAUGACAAUGAAUUUUCCAGCAUAGCAUCUCUAAUGAAACGAAACAAAAUACCAGAUAAAGAUCGUCCAGAAAACAUUGAACCCGGAUCAAUAAUGGUUAUCACCGAAAUCGGUCCUAAUGGAGAACCUGUGUACAAACUUUAUAUGGUUACGCCCGAACAAAAAGCUACUCCUUUAGAUGUACCCUCUGAUGUUGCCGAAGCUAUACAACUCAAAAAAGGAAUGUCCGCCAAAAACAUCAUGACCAUAUCUGCCAAUGUUACAGACGACGAAGAAAUUAUUGCUGAAAAUAACAUUACAAUAUCGGCAGAUGAAAACAUAACUACUAUGAGAAACAUUGAUAAGAAUAUGGAAACUAAUAUAACUAUACCUGCUGAUGAAAACGUUACCACACUUAGAAGUGAAUUAAUUAAUAAAAUUAAACAAAAUGUUGACAACAAUGAUGAACAAAAUGUUGAAACUGAAAAGAAAGAAAGCAGUAUGGAUAGCACAUUAGUUUUACCUGAAGGAACUAUUGAAGAGGAGAAUUUUAAUGGAGAUAUCGGUCGUUCAGAAGACAACACAGUGGAAAAUAAUUUAGAAACUGAUGAUAGAGAUGAAAUUGAAGAUACUAGUGAAGAGCUUGUCAAAGUUAUUUCAAUUGAACCACUGACUGAUCAUAGAAAUUUAGAAAAAGAUAAAAACUCUCAAAAUGCUCAAGUUAUAGCUACAAAAUCGGAUGCUGUUACUUUGAAUCAUGACUUUAUUUAUGUAAAUCAAGGAGAGGGUUCUAUAUCUAUGAAUUCAGAAAUAGUUUUAGAAGUCGAUAAUGAUGGUAUUAGUAUGAAAUUAGAAGGUGAAUUGAGUAAUUCAAGAACAGAAGUGUUGGAUAGUUCCUAGGUGUAAUCCUCAAGUUUGACUAUGUAUAGAUCAUGACAUUAAAUUUUGGUUGUUCUACUACCUAUAGAGCUGUGUUCUUUUUUUAACUCACUGUAUAUGACCAAAAAAGAGAAUUGUAACGUUUGUGAUUGUUUAAAUGAACAGUAAAUUGAAUAUCAAAAAAUUAAUACAAACCACAAAAGGUAACAUUGUAUAGGUGUAAAAGUAACCGCAUUUUAAGAAUCAUCCUUCAUAUGUAUAAUAAUAAAAAAAAAAUGUUGGCGGUCGUCCUUAUUGCUUGGUAUCGGAAAAUUUUCCCCUGAUUAUUCCGUGAUUUGCACAGGCAUAAAAAUAUAGGAAUCGGAAAAUUACGAACUUGUGGUGAGAAUUUUCUGAGGCCCAGGAACAGUUACGCCCUAGCGACGACCUGCCAACAUUUUUUUUUAAUUUUUUUUAAUUAAAUAUGUUUUAUCGGUUUAGUGGGUAGAAAUCAGAAAAUAACGGAAAAUCGAUGAUAUUUCAUACAUCUUAGCCGUUAGAAAUCUUUUCUGAUUCCUACUGAAAAA
Messenger RNA from Diorhabda carinulata, 3624 nucleotides. RefSeq lists its product as uncharacterized. The record is from RefSeq and is a predicted model, not a curated record. The transcript is spliced from 6 exons. Gene Ontology annotation, molecular function: TFIIIC-class transcription factor complex binding. Gene Ontology annotation, cellular component: transcription factor TFIIIB complex. NCBI's taxonomy places the organism in Eukaryota, Metazoa, Arthropoda, Insecta, Coleoptera, Chrysomelidae. The coding region runs from base 200 to 3079 and encodes 959 amino acids. Gene Ontology annotation, biological process: RNA polymerase III preinitiation complex assembly.